Aspergillus terreus NIH2624 is the source of this 756-nucleotide messenger RNA. RefSeq names its product putative cell wall protein (gene midA). The transcript has a single exon. NCBI's taxonomy places the organism in Eukaryota, Fungi, Ascomycota, Eurotiomycetes, Eurotiales, Aspergillaceae. The coding region runs from base 1 to 756 and encodes 251 amino acids. The record is from RefSeq and is a predicted model, not a curated record.
AUGCGUAUCGCUUCGCUUUCCUUCCUCCUCUACUCCCUGUCCCUCGCGGCCGUGGUCUCGGGGCAGAGUUCUGCUGUCACCGAUGUGACCUCUGCGGUAGGCAUUCCUGUUUCGACAACGGAAUCCUCAACGACCUCGGAGUCCACUACCUCCUCGGAGUCGACCUCGACGACCAGCAGUACAUCCACUACUACGUCUGAGCCCACGACAACUUCCCAGAAGACCACAGCUGAGCCGACAACGACUUCUUCCACCACCACCAAAGCGACCACCACGAGCGCGGACACGCAGCCGACGACGACCGACGCCCCCGCAACCACCUCCGCCUCGGAAACCCAGAAGCCCACCGUCAAGACCAUCACUACCGUUCAUACCAUCAGCGGAACUCCUGUUCAGACCACUAUGACCAGCUCUGCGACUGACGCUUCCGCAACCGAGUCUCCUUCCCUCAACGGAAAGGCCGACAACUCCGGCAGCUCGGGCCUCUCCUCCAGUGAGAAGAAGAUCGUGAUCGGUGUCGUCGUGGGUGUUGGUGGUGCCAUUCUGAUUGGUGCCAUCGCCGUGGUCGCCUGGAGAAUGCAUGUGCGUAAGCGCAACGCUCUCGACCAGGACGAUUCCGCCGAUCUCAUGAGUGGUACUGCAGUGGGCAGCGGUAUGCGGGAGAAGGCCCCCAGCCCGGCCCAAGGCACCCCGUUCCGCAGCACCCUGGACCAGUACCAUAACCCGGGACCCGUCAAUGCUGCCUCGAACUUCUAA